Molecule: messenger RNA, 1899 nt
Organism: Rotaria sordida
Lineage: Eukaryota; Metazoa; Rotifera; Eurotatoria; Philodinida; Philodinidae
Source: the annotation of a GenBank genome assembly
AUGUCAAGAAAACCCGAAGAUAUUAUUCCAAUAAUUGAUAAUCAUGUUCUAUUUCGUUUGAUUUCUCUUAUUGAAAUGAUUUGUUCGGAUACAAAUACAUUUUCAACUGAACAACUAAAACAAUUACUUGAUAAAUUUCUUCAUCAAUCAACAAUUGUUCGUCCCUUAUCAAAUGCUGAUCAACAACGUUUAACAUCGCCAUUAAUGAAUAAUGAUGAAUUAUAUGAUUUCUUAACUCAAACAAUUAUAAAUAUAUUUGAAAAUCGACAAAAAUAUUCCAAUAAAAAAUGUCAAGAAUUAAAAAAUCUUCUUGACAAAAAAAUUUUAGGAAGAAAACGUUAUCGAUUAAUUAAUGAAGUAUAUGAAAAAUUUCGUUUAAAUAAAAAGAAUCUUCCAAUAAUUAAUCGAAAUAUUCUCAAUCAAUUAUUAAAUAAUAUUCUUUUACAAGAUUAUCAGGCUCAUGUAGAAUUUCUUACUUUAUUAGAAGAAAUUUCUCAAAUAAUCGAUUUCAAAGAAAUAACAAUUGAAUUUGAAAUUAAUCGUUGUCUUUUAUCAACAAUAAUACCUGUUAUGAUCAAUACUGAUUAUUUAAAUUUACCAAAUUUUCUUUGUUUUCAUGAACGUUUAAAGACUCUUGUAGAACAACAAACAAAUUUUUUUUCAUUACUUCUUAGUGAACAACAAUAUAAACUUAUUCAAUCUCGUUUAACAUCAAAAUCAAAUAUUAAUGAAUUAAUUAAUUUAAUAAAAACAAAUUUAAAUGAAGAAAAUUUUUUAGAUUUAAUUCAUUUUAUUCAAAAUGAUUUAAAUGAUAAAAAUGAUUUUGAAAAAUUAAUUCAUUUUAUACUUUAUACAUUUGAUAAUGAAUUUUUAUCAAUUGAACAAACACUUGAAAUAUCAAAUUUAAUUUUUCAACAUACAAAAUUAAAUAAUAAAACAUAUAAAAAUCUUCUUCAAUUUCUUAUUGAUUUACUUCAACUUCAUAUUCGUUCAUCACCAAAAUUUUUUUUAAAUUUAAUUGAAAAUAAUCAAGAAAAUAAUCAAAUAAUUGAUCAAAUAAUAAUUAUAUUAAAAAUUCAACAUGGAAAAUAUGCUACUGCAGAUUGGAAAAAAACAAUGAUUAAUUUAUUAAAAAUUCUUUUUGAUCGACAAGAUAAUUAUGAACAAUUAAAAGAUAUUGCUCAACAAUCACCAAUGUUUCAACAGAUUAUAUUUAAACAACAAUUAGAAUCUUGUUUGAAAAAAACAUUAGAUAAUCAAUCUAAUGAAAAUAAACAAUCUUCUGCUAUUCCGAAAGAUAAUAAUAAAAAUGAUCAUUCUACUGCACAUCGCGAAAUGUUUCGUUAUUUGGAAUCAGAUGAUGGAUCAAAGAAUGUUUAUGUAGUACAACAAUUACGUGCAUGUCUUCUUAAUGAACAACUUUCAUCGGAAAUUUUACUUUCAAAAUUUAUACAAGCUCUUCAAAUUAUAUUUAAAAAUUCUCUAAAAUCUACUGAAGUAUCACUUGAUGAAUGGGAAACAUUAAUUGCUAAGAAUCGUGGAAAGAUUUUUGCAAAUGAUGCUCAAUGUGAUCAAUUAUUGAUGGACAUACUUUUAGUUCGUUUUAAUAUGCCAAUAGAUACAUUAAAUUCAUUGAAUCAUUUGAUUCAAUCAAAGAAAGCUCAUGAAAGACAUAAUGGUCUUAAUAAAUUAAUUUUACUUUUGAAAAAUACACAAAUAAAUAAUGAAAAAAGUAAAAUAAAAAAUUUACCAACAAUAUCAAAUCAAUUGUAUAAUGUAAUAACUCGAAUUUUAUUUGAUCAAAAAUUUAAUGAUCAUCAAGUACGACAAUGUGUAACAGCAACAAAAAAUUCUUGGUUAUUAAAUAGUGAUCAUCGAGAAAAACUGUAUAAUAUUUAG